CGUGACGAGAACCAACGUACACGAUCUGACGGCAGUACGCGAUUUGCGCAUGUCUUUUUAUUUCAGUUGGAUUUUGGUAGUAGUAUAAGGAAGACGUUUUGGACCAUAUUUUACGACAAAAAAUUUGACGUCUAACUUGGAAUUGCAUAUUGUGAUUUAAACAUGUCUGAUACGCAAUAUAGCAGUUACAGUGGAACCCAAUCUGGGUAUAGUAAUUAUGGAAAUUAUAGCUCUGAUUCCAGUUAUCCCCAAAGUGGUUAUCCUCAAACAAAUGUAGGAUAUUCAGCAACUGGUUGGAGUGGCAAUGCUUCAACAGGAAGCAAUUAUAGUGGCUAUGGACAAGAUCAAUAUAAUCAAUCUACUCCAUCUUAUAAUUAUGGACAACAACAGCAGCAACAACAACCACCACCACCACCACAGCAACAGAGUCCUACUUAUAAUCAAGGUCAGUCUGGUUCCUAUUCCAGUUAUGGUGGUCAAGGCAAUGCAUACACACCCAACACAAGCAGUUACAGUCAGCCUCCUUCCCAAGGAAGUUAUUCUCAACCUGGUAGUUAUGGAUCAUCAACAGCACCUCAAAAUCAACAGUCUUAUGGUGGAAAUUCUUACAGUUCUUAUGGAAAUACAUCUACGAAUAAUUAUGGAUCAUCUUAUGGAAGUCAACCACCUCCACAAUCACAACCUCCACCUUCAGGGAGUUAUGGUUCAGCUCCUCCCCCAGCCAAUGCCCCACCACCUGGCCCUGCUCCACCACCAGCUCAAGCUCCCCCUCCUCAUAGUAUGCAACCACCUCCUCAGAAUUAUGGCAGUCAUGCUCCACCAGGACAAGAUUAUACAAGACCUCCAUCGUAUCCAUCUGGUCCUGACCAAGGUGGUGCACCUGCACCAGCUCCAUCAUAUCAAGGCCCAUCAACAACACAGGGAAUGGGUGGUGGUGGCUAUGGAGGACCUCCAGGAGAAUAUGGUGGUUCAGGACGAGGAAAUUUCUCAGGCCAAGGUGGAUCUGGUAAUUAUGGUGAUCAUGGUAGAGGAGGAUAUGGGUAUCAUACAUCUGGAGCAAUGAAUAAAAAAGGAAAAAAUUCUAAAAGAGGAAGAGGGAAUUACCAUUCAAAUGGUGGUAGUGGAUAUGACGGUGGAGAAGAAAUACAAGAUACUAUAUUUGUUUCUGGUUUACCUGAGGAAGUGAGUGAACAGCAAUUAUCAGAAUUCUUUGGGUCUAUUGGUGUUAUAAAGAAUGAUAAGAGAACAGGGAAGCAAAAAAUAUGGAUUUAUAAAGAUAAAAUUACUGGAAAAGGAAAAGGUGAAGCAACAGUCACUUAUGAUGAUCCACCUACAGCAACUUCUGCUAUUAGCUGGUUUAAUGACGGUGGAGAAGAAAUACAAGAUACUAUAUUUGUUUCUGGUUUACCUGAGGAAGUGAGUGAACAGCAAUUAUCAGAAUUCUUUGGGUCUAUUGGUGUUAUAAAGAAUGAUAAGAGAACAGGGAAGCAAAAAAUAUGGAUUUAUAAAGAUAAAAUUACUGGAAAAGGAAAAGGUGAAGCAACAGUCACUUAUGAUGAUCCACCUACAGCAACUUCUGCUAUUAGCUGGUUUAAUGGAAAAGAUUUUCAAGGAAAGAACAUCACUGUUCAAUUGGCACAACGUAAAGCUCAGAACUUUGGUAUGGGAGGAGGAGGUGGUGGUGGUGGAGGAGGAGGAAGAGGUGGAGGAAUGAGAGGAGGACGUGGUCGAGGAGGAGGCGGAGGUGGUGGUGGCGGAAGUGGUGGAAGUGGAGGUGGUAGUGGUGGAGGAGGAGGAGGAAAUAUGUCUGGUAGAGAUGGUGACUGGAAAUGUCCACAUCCUAAUUGUGGUAACACUAACUUUUCCUGGAGAAUGUCUUGUAAUCGUUGUCAAGCACCACGUGAUGGAAACGCUGGUGGAAUGGAAUCUGGGGAACGUGGUUCAAGAGGAGGACAUAGAGGAGGGAUGAGAGGUGAAGGUGGUCGUGGAGGCAGAGGUGGAAGAGGUCGUGGUGGUCAGAUGGGUGGAAGAGGAUUUGGUAGAGGAGGAGGUCGUGGAGGUGGCCCAAUGCGAGGUGGUGGUGGAGGUGGUCCAGGUGGAGAACGACGACCUCGUCCAUAUUAAAUUUUGAAACUGGCAUAUAUGUUGAUGUGUAAAGUCAUUUUUGUAAUUCAGUGUAUUAAUUCAUCAUUAGUUAACAUCAGAAGAAAUUUGCCUCCACUUGUCACGUAUUCAUUUAUAUAAGAAAUUAUUGUCUUUUAUUUUUGUCCUGGACUAUUGACAUGAUUAAACACUGUAGUCUGUAUUAUAGUCUUAAUGUGGUAUUUUAAAGAAAAUAUAAAUUCUUUUUUAAUUCACGUUAA
Messenger RNA from Centruroides sculpturatus (bark scorpion), 2363 nucleotides. Its product is annotated as RNA-binding protein cabeza-like. Bases 163 to 2124 code for a protein of 653 amino acids. The transcript is spliced from 16 exons. The record is from RefSeq and is a predicted model, not a curated record. Lineage: Eukaryota; Metazoa; Arthropoda; Arachnida; Scorpiones; Buthidae. Gene Ontology annotation, cellular component: nucleus. Gene Ontology annotation, biological process: regulation of DNA-templated transcription. Gene Ontology annotation, molecular function: transcription coregulator activity; RNA binding.